AUGGCACCACCGCUGAUCCUCUACGCAAUCCCACCCCGCGAGGGCCAUAUGCGCCCCGCCCUCCAGAUAAGCGCGCACCUCAUCGCCCGCGGACUAGAUGUGACCAUGCUGGGCGACGACAAAUGGUCCCCCGCCAUAACCGCCAUCGGCGCCCACCCUUCACACAUCAUCGGCCUCUGGGAUGCCAUGGGGGACUACGCCAAGUGGGGAGACAUCAUAGCCGCCAAGACGCCCGAGGAGCGCCUGCGCAUCUCGCUGUCUGACGGCUUCGUGCGGCUGCUACCGAGCGCGCUGGAGUCGAUACGGAUCGCGCUGGCGAACAUCCGGACGCGGCUGGGGGGCGGAGAUGCUCUGAGGGGGAGGACGGUGGUGGUUUUGUCGGACACGUGUCUCUCAGGGACGCUGCCUCUGAAGCUGGGUGCGGACCUACCACAAGGCUAUGAAGGCGUCACUAUCAAGACCGUGGGCAUUGGCCUGGUUCCGCGGUUCUGGGCGGCGCCUGAGAGGCCGCCAUGGGGCAGCGGGAUGCCAUACGAUGUGUCAAAGGAAGGGAUCGCGCGGACUUUGAAGGCGCACGCGAGCAAAUGGGACGAGAUCGCCGAGGAAAGGGCGAGGUGGGUGCUCGGGGCGAUGAACUGCAGUAAGUCGGUGGAUGAGCUGUACGGAGAGUACGACAAAAGCCAGAUGGGGUUUAAACGUCCAUUCUGGGAUGCGUCGACGGUCUGUCACGACGUGGUUUUCCAGAUGGGCCUGCCGAGCUUCGAGUUUCCUGUGCCAAAUGAGCCUGCACAUCUGAGAUUUGCUGGGUCUCUGCCGCCCAAACCCAUCCCUUUGGAUUUGCAGUACCCGGACUGGUACCCUGAAGUAUUGGAGAACAGCUCAAGCUCAGGUGAUAGGCCGGGACGGAAGAGGAUUGUGUUUGUGGCACAGGGCACGGAAGUAUUGGAUCACAGGGAUCUGCUGGUACCGUGUUUGAAGGGGCUCGCAGGGCGGGAGGACGUACUUGUGAUCGCAGUGCUUUGUCAGAAGGGAGCAACACUCGACAAGCAUCUGAGUCUCUUCGAGGGUGGAGUUUUGCCUUCGAACGCCCGGGUCAUCGACUACUUCCCUUACGAUGCGAUCCUCCCGCACGCAGACGUCUUCGCCUCGAAUUCUGGGUAUGGAGGGUUGACCCAUGCCGUUGCCCAGGCCGUACCUGUAGUACAGGCGGGAGAUGUUUUUGACAAACCUGAUAUCGGCCGAAGAGUUGAAUACUCGGGCCUUGGUGUCUUUCUUCCAAAGUCACCACCGACAUCCGAAGCCGUCGCGGCGGCUGUGGAUGGAGUCCUGGCGCAGGACAAGUACAAGAUAAGGGCGUUGAGCUUGCAAGCCGAAGCUCGGGAAUAUAACCCUCUUCAAAUCAUCGAAGACGGAAUUAGGGCCCUAUCUUGA
Messenger RNA from Diaporthe batatas, 1431 nucleotides. RefSeq lists its product as uncharacterized. Bases 1 to 1431 code for a protein of 476 amino acids. Lineage: Eukaryota; Fungi; Ascomycota; Sordariomycetes; Diaporthales; Diaporthaceae. The transcript has a single exon. The record is from RefSeq and is a predicted model, not a curated record.